AUGAGCGAAGUUUCCUCCACCCGUCUCUAUCUCGGCAAUCUGCCCCGUAAUGUCAAUAAACAGGACAUCGAAGAGCAUUUCGGCUCCCACGGCACCGGAAAGAUAACUGAGAUUAAGCUGAUGCAAGGCUUUGGCUUUAUCGAAUACGAGGAUGCUAUGGAUGCAAAAGAUGUCGUUCCUGCUUUCCAUGGUACCGACUUCAAAGGUGAACGGCUCACGGUGCAAUUUGCACGUGGGCCACGGCGUAGAGAGCCAUUCCCUGGGCCUCCCGAACGGUCUGCUGCUCCUCGUCCACGACGAACAAUAUACCGUAUGCAGAUAACUGGAUUGCCUGAAACCAGUUGGCAGGAUCUCAAGGAUUUCGCCCGCCAGUCAGGACUCGACGUCGUCUACUCUGAAACCCGUGACCGUGACGGGAAAGGAUUUGUUGAAUUCGAAAAUGGCAACGACCUCCGGACUGCCGUCGAGAAAUUGGAUGGCACAGACUUCAAAGGCUCCCGAGUGACCUGCACUGCGGACAUUCAACCCCCCAUGGAGGACCGUGUGCCCAGGGAUCCAUACCGUUCCCGCUCUCCUCGCCGUGGCCCUCCAUAUCCGCCAGUUGAUGACUAUGACAGACGAGGCCCACCCAGGGGCUACAGCCCUCGUGGCCAUUACCGUGAGCGCUCUCCUCACGGACGCCGUGACUACUAUGACCGUGACGGAUACGGGCGCCGCUCGCCUCCUCGCGCGCGUGUAGAUGACUACCCGCCACCACGCCGCCCAUACGAUGACCCGUAUGACAUGCGCGGCGGUGGUCCUCCCCGUCACUAUGACGACCCUUACAUGCCUCGUGGGGCUCCAUUUGGAGGUCGGCCACGCAGCCCACCUCGUGGGGAUUAUGGAGGCUAUGACCGCCGGGGCGGAUACUGGUAG
This is a messenger RNA of Trichophyton rubrum CBS 118892, 915 nucleotides long. RefSeq lists its product as uncharacterized. The transcript has 7 exons. Gene Ontology annotation, cellular component: nucleus; cytoplasm; ribonucleoprotein complex. NCBI's taxonomy places the organism in Eukaryota, Fungi, Ascomycota, Eurotiomycetes, Onygenales, Arthrodermataceae. The record is from RefSeq and is a predicted model, not a curated record. Gene Ontology annotation, molecular function: mRNA binding. Bases 1 to 915 code for a protein of 304 amino acids.